UGUUUUUAAUCUUUCUCUGUCCUGUUAAGCUUUCUUUUUGUACAGAGUAAUGCAAUGAAACCUUUGACUGUGUGGACUCGAUUCUCGUUUCUACAAAGGGUCACAUAAAGCUGUCGCGCGACUCAGCCAUAUCAUGUCUUUUGCUUAACCGAGCUCAGGACAAGAGGGCAAAAUCACCGGUGGUGCAGGUACCUUAGAGGUUGGUGUUAGGAGUGGGUGGGGUCGCUGAUCCGUCUGUUUGAAGCAAAGAGUUGGAGCAGGGCGGAAACGAGGUGCGCUGGAGACACGGAGGUGACGACUUCGUUAAGGACGGUCCAGAAAGUAUAGGAUACAGUCAAGAAAUGUACAUGGGUCACAACCUCUGCCCAUGUUUGCCUUGACCCCUGACACGUGACCAGAUGUUGACAGACCAGCUAACUACAAGGUGUCCCAACAUGCACCCAGAUAUCUGUCUCACCCUCCUUUUCUCUCUGCUCCUCCUUCAAGUAGUUCAGCAGGGCACCUCUGUGCAGGAGAUCCAAACCAGCCAUGAGAAUAUUGUUAAGAUCAACUCAGCAGCAGAAAUGAUGCAGUGCUCAGCAGCCAUGGAUAUCCUCUUUCUCAUGGAUGGCUCGUACAGCAUAGGGAAAGGCAGCUUUGAGAGGUCCAAACACUACGCAGUCAAACUGUCUCAAGCUUUAAAUAUUGGACCAGACAAGGUGCGAGUCGGUUUGAUUCAGUUUGGCUCCACUCCUCGGUUGGAGUUUUCCUUGGACUCAUGCUCCACCAGACAGGAGCUGAAGAAGCACAUGAAAAAGGUGUUUUACAGGGGAGGCAGCACCCAGACAGGCCUGGCUUUAAAAUAUAUCCUAAGGAAAGGUUUUCCAGGCGGCCGUAACUCCACCAGUGUCCCCCGCAUCGCCAUCCUCCUGUCUGAUGGGAGGUCUCAGGGCAACGUGGCCCAGGCAGCUGCACAGCUCAAAGAGACCGGCGUGAUCUUGUUUGCUGUGGGAUUGCGCUAUCCCAGGUGGGAGGAGCUACAUUCUGUGGCUAGUGAGCCAGUGGAGAGCCAUGUUUUCUUUGCUGAGCAUUUUAAUGACGCUGUCAAUGGCCUUUGCACCACACUGAGCACUUUCUCUAUCUGCAGUGCUACACCUACAGGUUGUCACGUGGAGUCAUUACCCUGUGAGAGGAAGACGCUGGAGACGGUGAAAGAGCUACAUGGAAAUUUUAUGUGCUGGAAAGGCUCUAAGGGGUAUUACCCAUACACGUCUCUCUGCCCCUACUAUAGGUACAACAAGGUUUACAAGACACACCCUACAGUUUGCCAUAGAACUAUCUGUCCAGAUCCUUGUGACUCUCAGCCCUGUCUGAAUGGUGGGACAUGUGUAUCAGAAGGUCCAAAGGGGUACCACUGUGUAUGUCCUCCUGGUUAUGGAGGAGACCCACACUGUGCUCCUGCAUUAUCUCUGGAUUGCUCGGUGGAUUUGCUCUUCCUUCUGGAAGGCUCUGACGCGCUCAGUUUAGAAGGCUUCCUCCGCCUCAGGUCCUUCCUAAAACGCUUCCUGCAGACUGUGAUUGGAUCUGACAGCCCCAGCAAAGUUGGCCUGGCGGUGUUUGGGGGAGAAACUCGAGUGGAAGCACAAGUUGGGAAGUUUAAAGGGAACCUAAAGGGUCUCCUUAAGGCUGUAGAUGCACUCCAACCCAUCGGAGGCCAGACCCUGACCGGGAAGGCGCUCCGCUAUGUUACUCGUCACGGCUUUGUGAGCGAGCCAGUCUUUGCAGACGUCUCAGAUGAUCUCCCCCGCGUGGUAGUGCUGCUCACUGCCACGCCUGCUGCUGAUGAUGUUAUCGAGGCCUCUAAAUAUGCACGAGAUAGAGAGAUCUUCCUGAUAGGUGUGGGACCAGAUAAAUUAAAGUGGCAGCUGAAUAAUAUCACAGGAAAUCCCCAGAGGACUCUUACGUACACAUCACCUGAUCGGCUCACUGGGAAGAUACCUGAGUUAAAGGCCAAGAUCUGCAGUGUGGACACACAAGGUUGUUUGGGUCAAGCUGUAGACCUGGUGUUCGCCCUUGAUGCCUCAGCCGGUGUCGGCCGUGAGAACUUCGCUACCCUGCAGGACUUUGUGCGUAGCCUCACUGUGCAGUUUGACAUCAACCGCGACGUAGCUCAAGUAGCUCUCGUGGUCUACAGCCGGCGAGCCACCACCGUCUUUGGGCUGGAUGUCCACGACAGCGGCUCCACCAUCCUCAAAGCUGUAGGUGAUUCCAGCUACAAGGGUGGAGUGGCUUCGACAGGUACAGCUUUACUCCAUGUUCACUCGAAUGUCCUUACCGUAGCCAAUGGUGCACGACCAGGAGUCAACAAGGCUGUGGUGGUGGUAACGGACGGUUCAGGAGGGGAUGAUGCUGUUGUGCCAGCUCAAAAAUUAAGAGAGAACGGAGUUUCAAUUUUCGUGGUUGGUAUUGGAGACAUGCAGAGAGAGAGGCUGAUGCAGAUUGCAGGAUCAGAGGAGCACCUGAUCUCAGUGCCGUCUUAUGAGGAUCUCAAGUACUUUGAGGAUGUGCUGGUGCAGAUGCUGUGCUCAGAGGUGAAGAAACCAGUAAACCUGUGCAAGCCCAACCCAUGUAUGCAUGAUGGGAUCUGCAUCAUGUCAGGCGGGAGCUUUCGGUGUCAAUGCCAAGGCUAUGAAGGACCACACUGUGAAACAAAGAGCAGUAGGUCUUCAUCCAGAGGGGAUAUUCCAAGACCUGCUGGUCUGAAGAAGAAGAGCAGACAGAGGAAGAGCCAUCAGGAGCUUCUGCAUCACUACAAGCUACACCGUCGGAGACACACUGCCUGACGUGCACUCAGGAGCAUACGGACACUUCAGAAUCAGGGUGUUUGUGGAUGGAGAUAAAAAGAAACCUGAUGUGUUUUUGCUAUUUUUUUUCAGUAUUUAAAGUUGUAUUAAGUGUCAAUAAGUACCUCUACUGUACUGUUUUAUGUCUCUACUGGUGUAUCCCUUUUGGCUCUUGUCAGUUGUGUGAAUUCCUCCCCACAUCCAUGUCUGCAUGGUUCUCUUGGACAUUUUUGCAUGUGAACUUAAAAAUUAUGUCUCUCCCAAUACAAGAUUAAUUCUAAGAGUAUAAUCACUACAGCUUUCUUUGUUUUUGUGCAGACAAACUGCAAAAUGUGUUAUAUUUUCAUAUUUCAGAUUGUAUAAUUUCACUUUAAAAGGCUAGGUUUGGGCUAGUCUUACAUAAAAGUACAGAGUUACACUAUUUUAUGGAUGAACAAACUUAUGCUUGGACCGAAAUGAAAGCAGUAACCAUUUUAAAUGAUCUUGUAAGGCAAGUUAUUUAAAUUAACCUCUAAAAGAAACAUUUUUUAACACAGCAGGAAAAAAUAUUUUAAUUACCCUGUAUAUAUUUGUUGCUUCAGCUUAUCUGUAUCUUUUAUGUCAGUUUUCAACAAAUAAAAUGGGGGAAAAAAAACUUUUAAAAGCAAAAAGAAGAAUUUUCAUAAACAAUUUCAAGC
This is a messenger RNA of Melanotaenia boesemani (Boeseman's rainbowfish), 3499 nucleotides long. It is a transcript of the gene vwa2, whose product is annotated as von Willebrand factor A domain containing 2. NCBI's taxonomy places the organism in Eukaryota, Metazoa, Chordata, Actinopteri, Atheriniformes, Melanotaeniidae. Gene Ontology annotation, molecular function: calcium ion binding. Bases 399 to 2822 code for a protein of 807 amino acids. The record is from RefSeq and is a predicted model, not a curated record. The transcript has 15 exons.